UAAUCAUCAUGAAUUGAAUACUUCUUGUGCUGCAAUGCAACGUCAACUUAUUUGCUACAUAUUUUGCCGUUGAGUUGGGAGGGACAUGCACAAAAAAUGUAAAAAAAAAUCAGAGACAGAAACCUCAAGCCGUAUAGUCAGUCACCACAGCAAGAUCAGCAUUUAGCAGCAUUAUCAUUAUUCGAGUGAAUAGAGCCACCACCAUUCCACGCACCUGUUGAGCAUUCGCAGGAACCAGCAGCCCUUCUUCCCACAAUAAUUCCACAGUGUUCUCAUCUAUUUCUUAUUUCGUCUUGGCUCCCACAGCGGGAAUGCGUCCCAGCCCAAUUAAGCGACAAAUUAAUAAUUACUGGUCCCCCCUUCAAAAUUUCCAGUGAAAAUAACACGAGGACAACACUCAGUAAAUUCUGUCCCCUCCCCGUACACAAAAUGUCGAGAUCCUCGGACAAGACAAAGACCAGUGCCAGCUUCCUUGACAAACUUGGCCUGGGCGGUGGGGCUGGGAAGGGAAGAAAACAUUCUGCCUUGACGCGUCCCCACUCAGAGGCAGAUUUUGCCGAUUUGGAGGAAAUGGGGGCGAAAGAAGUCAUACUAACGGAUCGGGAAGUAGAGGAACAGUUCCAACAAAUGUUAGACGAUAUGAACUUAUCGGAGGAAAAGAGGCAACCCUUGUUGGAACAGUCGAUUGAGAAGAAGAGGCAAUUGUUAUCAAUGAGGGAGAAAGGAUAUACAUCAAGUCAUCGUGGGACUCAAACUAAAAUUAGCACACCUGAACACUUUAUUGGAGCACUUAGCAGAGAAAGCAGAGCACACCUGAGUAUUUCCAAAAUCGCACACAUAACAGAAUCUCUUCGAAUAACUUUAUCAAGCCAUCCAGUGUCCUGGGUCAAAAACUUUGGAACGAGAGGGUUGGAGCUCAUACUGGAUAUUUUAAACGAUGUCUACAGAGCUCAACAUGAUAAGGGAUACAUUAGUGACGAGUAUAGUAAAAUUCAUCAAGAGUGUCUUCGCUGUUUGAGAUCUUUCAUGAACAAUACGUACGGACUAAAGACAGUGUUUGACCAGAAAGAAGUUUUUAUCCUCGUCGCGAGAUCACUCGACCCAUUACGACCAAAUGUGAUGCAAGAAGCUGCCAAAUUACUCGCUGCGAUAUGUAUUCUUCUGGAUGUUCAAGGCCAUGACAGAGUUUUAGAAGCAAUAACUAUAGCGGCUGAAAAUCAGAGCCGCGACAGGUUUUCUCCCAUUGUUCAAGGUGUUAAUCAGAGAGAAAGUGACUCCACAAGAGCAUGUUGUAUGCAAUUAAUCAAUGCCAUAGUCAACAUGCCAGAAGACUUUGAGUUUCGAAUAUUUCUAAGAAACGAAUUUAUGCGUGCCGGACUUUACGGUAUGAUAGAUGACUUGAAGAAAACGGCGUCACCUGAUUUGGCUAUUCAAGUCGAAGUAUUUAUCAAACAUAAAGAUGAAGAUUAUGAAGAACUUUCCGAAAAGUUUGAUUUAAUCCAUAACGAUUUAGAAGAUACAAAUCAAUGUUUUGAAAUUAUCCAACAUUUAAUAUCAGACACACCCGCAGAACCCCUCUUCCUAGCAAUACUACAGCAUUUAAUUUGUAUCCGGGAUGACCAUCUUAUCAGAUCCGCCUAUUUCAAACUUAUUGAAGAAUGUAUCGCGCAAAUUGUUUUACAUCGAAGUGGAUACGAUCCUGAUUUUAGGGCAAAGAAGUUUGAAAUCGAUGUGGAUGGAUUAACUAAUCUCGUAGUGGAAAAGCUUCGUGCAGCUGAUGAAAAGCGAAAUGACGAGCUCACAUCCAAGCUGGAAGAAGCAUUGACACAGAAACAGGAAGCAGAUGCCCAGAUUGAACACUUCAAAAAGCAAUUGACCGAUUUACAAGAAGCCGUAAAGAAUGGAGGACUUAUUAAACAAUCAGAUUUUGCAUUUGCUCAGGGUCAAGUUGCACAAAAUUAUAGACCUGGUGCUCCAGUCCCUCCACCUCCACCAAUGAUGGGAAUGGGUGGAGGCCCACCUCCCCCUCCGCCACCCUUCCCUGGUGGGAUGGGAGGACCGCCGCCACCCCCACCACCAUUUCCUGGCAUGGGAGGACCGCCACCUCCUCCCCCACCAAUGAUGGGAAUGGGAGGAGGACCACCACCUCCACCCCCAUUUGGCGCUGCUGGAUUCGGUGCACCUGGUCUACCACUGGCUAAACCAGUUCCAGAAAAAUUACCCUUUGGGAUGAAGUCUAAAAAGAAGUGGACGCUAGAUGCGCCCAUGAAGAAGGCGAACUGGAAAACUAUUUCUCCAGGAAAUUUAAAAGAAAACUCCUUCUGGGUAAAAGUGGAUGAAGAGAAGCUCGCAUCACAAGAUAUAAUCGAAGGGUUAUAUCGGUUUUCUACAAAACCUGCCUCCAAAGCCAAAGAUGACAAGGAUAAUGGGAUGUCGAUCAACGGGAAGAAAAUUAAAGAGUUGCGCGUUUUGGAUGCCAAGUCUGCUCAAAAUUUAUCCAUCUUGUUAGCAGGCUCUUUGAAACAAAUGUCAUUCGAAGAAGUUAAAACUUGUAUUUUAAAGUGUGAUGCAGAAGUGCUAACUGGAGCUAUAUUGGAACAGUUAAUUAAUUACUUGCCCCCACCCGAUCAGUUGAAACGCCUAGAAGAGCUACAAAGUUCAUACGAUGACCUCAGUGACGCUGAACAGUUUGCGCUAACAAUAUCUGCCGUGAAACGACUUGUUCCAAGGUUGAAAUCCAUGAAAUUUAAAUCGCAGUAUCAAGAAUCAGUACAAGAAAUUAAGCCCGGAAUAGUAGCCGCGACUGCUGCCUGCGAAGAAAUUAAAGCGUCCAAGAAAUUAGCUAAAAUUUUAGAAUUGGUACUCUUAAUGGGAAACGUACUUAAUUCUGGGUCCCGAAAUGGUCAAGCAGUAGGAUUUGAAAUUUCAUAUCUACCUAAACUCUCCAGCACAAAGGAUGUCGAAAACCGUCAAACCCUUCUUCACUAUUUAGUAGAAAAAGUCGAAAUCAAAUUUCCCGACGUCCUUAAUUUUGAUGAGGAAUUAAUACACCUUGACAAAGCUGCUCGCGUCUCGGUCGAAACUAUCUCAAAAUCCUUGAGAUUGAUGGAGAUAGACUUAAAAAAUUUAGAAACAGAUUUAAAGCAUUCCCGACUCUUACAAGGUCCUGAUGACCGAUUUCAAGACAUCAUGACCAACUUUGCAGUCGAAGGGCGCCGCCAGUACACCAUUUUAACCCAAAUGUUCAGCAAGAUUGACACGUUAUACAGCGAUCUAGCAGAUUUCUUCGUCUUUGACAAGACAAAGUACACAGUGGAGGAAUUCUUGGGCGAUAUUAAGACCUUCAAGGACCAGUUCAUCCAGGCCAACAAGGACAAUGUGAAGCAGAGGGAGAACGAAGAGAAGCUUCGUCGAGCCAAGGAGGCCAAGAUAAAGUCGGAACAAGAGAAGCAGGAGAGGAUAGCGAGGAAGAAAGCUUUGGUGGACAUGAAUGCAGGGGACGGGGACAAUACCGGUGUGAUGGAUAACUUACUGGAGGCCUUAGCUACGGGACAGGCUUUCCAGAAAAGGAAACGUCCACCCAGAGAGAGGAGCAGCGAUAAUCGCCCCGCCCUCAACAGGAGUAGGAGUAGAUCAAACAUUAUGGUGAUGGUCCUGUCCCCCUCGAGCAACAGGGAGAUUGAAAACUGUGAUCCCAAGCCGGUUAAAAAUCAUACCGGAAAUUGGAACUAGAAAUAUAUUUAAUUGUUAUUAUAUAAAAUUAUUAGUACGGUACUGUUAAAAUUAUUAUAUACAACCUGUUCUCUCCAUGUAUAAGGACAAUGUACUUGUCCCUUGAUACAUAAGUACAUAAUUAGUCAGUGAAAAAUGGCAUUCCAAAUGUAAUCAAGUAAUAAUGCUACAAUACACAGUAGUUAAUUUUAACAUGCACACUAUUAUUAAUCCUCGGGAGAAGAUGAAACAAACUAAAUUAUUGUAUAGGAUACGCCAUGAAAAAAGAUACUAAACAAUGUAUUUGUAUUUUACCAUACCUGAUGAUCAUAAUGAAAUGAAUGUAUGUACCCCCUUCAAAGUACAAGAUAUGCAACGAAAUUUAUAUUAUUAUGUUAUUGAAGUAUAUAAACUGUUAUUAAAGCUCUAUUACUCUUAAAACCAAUAACUGUAAA
Molecule: messenger RNA, 4166 nt
Organism: Folsomia candida
Lineage: Eukaryota; Metazoa; Arthropoda; Collembola; Entomobryomorpha; Isotomidae
Gene: dia
Product: protein diaphanous
Exons: 5
Coding region: 430-3732 (1100 amino acids)
Biological process (GO): actin filament polymerization; actin cytoskeleton organization
Cellular component (GO): cytoplasm; actin filament
Molecular function (GO): actin binding; small GTPase binding; microtubule binding
Source: RefSeq, a predicted model, not a curated record